AUCAAAUACACCAAUUUCUGCAUAUAAAAUAGCAUUAUGAAAUAAUCGGGUUAUAACGGGCAUAUUAAACAAAAUCACCACAUAACUUGUUGGACACAAGUAUAGAAGGGUCAUAUUUUGGGGAUAACUUUAAGGGAACCAGUUAAAGAACAAGCAUGAAGAUUCUAAUAACAGGAGGUGCGGGAUAUCUCGGCUCAACAAUGAUUCCAAUGUUGUUGGAAAAAGGUCACGAGGUCACGCUCUAUGACCUUUUCUUCUGGGGUAUAAGCCCCUUAUUACCAAUAGCAGACGACGCAAACCUUCACAUUAUCAAAGGUGACAUCCGUGAUAGGGAACAUCUCUCUAGUGUGAUGGCGGGAAAGGACGCCAUAGUUCAUCUAGCAGCUAUUGUCGGCUACCCAGCAUGUGACAAAGACCCAGAAUGCGCCAUUAACACAAAUAUCGAAGGUACAAAAAAUAUUACGGAAUUCAAAACUGCUAACCAAAUAUUAGUUUAUGCCAGCACAGGCUCAUGCUAUGGCGCUGUCGAAGGACUGUGUACGGAAGAGACGAGCAUAAGUCCACUGACACUAUAUGGCAGCAGCAAAGCGGAAGGGGAGAAAAUGGUUCUUGCCGUUGGUGGAAUCGCGCUAAGACUUGCAACUGUGUUCGGUUUGUCACCACGCCUUAGGUUAGACCUGCUUAUAAAUGAUCUUACAUAUAAAGGACUAACGCUUAAAGAAUUCGACCUAUACGAAGGCAGCUUCCGGCGCACAUUCCUGCACGUGAAAGACGCAGCUCUAGCUUUUAUCUUUGCCGUUGAGCAUGCGUCCGAAAUGAAAGGACAGGCCUAUAACGUAGGUGACGAAAAAAUGAACAUGACAAAAUCACAAGUGGCACAGCUUAUUCAGAAAAAUGUUGAAGGCUGCAAAAUUACUGAGUCAAAUUCAGGCGUAGAUAAAGACAAAAGAGACUAUGAAGUGUCGUAUGCAAAAAUCCGGAAGCUCGGGUACCAGUCAACAAUAUCUGUAGAGCAGGGAAUCAGGGACAUGCUUAAAGUGCUUCCGCAUAUACUUCCUGUUGAACUUGGCAGGUGCAAAAAUGUUUAAAAAUUUCAUUCGAAGUUUGACUUUAAUACAAACAAAAAUAUUUCAAGAUUUAAUUUGAACGGAAAUUUGAUAAGGCUUAUUCACAAGAACAAAGUGAUUAGAUUUUGACGAUCUCACUAUGUAAGAAAGUUCUGAUGAUGCAUAAAAAUGAAGUUUCAUCGAAAUCAUCUUGUAGGGUCGGUUACAUCUUUUAUUAUUUCAAAUUUUUACCGGAAAUAUCAUUACAUUCAUUCAGAUUUUUUUUUCUACUUUUACUUUAUUGCUGGCAACGAGGUGGCUCAUUCUUUUGUUCAUUUAUCUAGUUAUUGUAUUAUUUAUUAUUAUAAUUAUUUAUUUAUUUAUUUAUUUAUUAAACAUUUGGAGACUGUUUAAUGACAGUAAGGGUGUUUGUUAAAAUUAUACCACUCGUGAGAAAUAAUUAAUGUCAUAUUAAAAUUAAAACCAAUGUUAGACAUUUUUAUGUAAGCUGUUAAAAACCCCUUCCCGGAACAGGAAAUCUGGUUAGUUGCUUCGCAGCGAUUUCUAGAUUUUUUUUCUAGAAUUUACAGGAGUCAUUUAUAAAAUUAUGGAUUAUGUAAAAACCACAUGCUUCAAACAGUAAAGCAACUUUAAUAGGCCAAAUUUUCGCAAAGAUAUUAUUUCAAAUAUGCCUCGUUAUUGAUGGUUUUCUGCAGCAAGAUUUGACUAAGGGAAACGGUUGCCAACUUGUUAAGGUGUCUGCCUCUUAAGCCUGUGAUAAUGGGUUCGAGCCCUAAUCGGGUCAUGACAUCGUUUCUUUAUAUGACACCAGUACUGGUUGGUUUGGAAAGUGAUUAAUAUAAGUUGCAAGAACUUGUUUCGAAAUCGAGCUUAUAUAAAUGACUCGCUAGCAUUUCAGCCUUUGUCUAUCCAAGUCAAGUCAAGUCAAACACAUAAAAUAGCGGCGUUCUUAAUUUCUCGUCAUUUAAAUGUUCUAUUACUUUGUAAAAUCUGGAGCCGGUGAGAUAAGUACAUUUCUUUGACCACAUAUUUUAAAUCCACAAUGGUAAAGGAUAACAUAUUUUGUAUCCUAGAAUUAUUUUACCUUCUUUCGGUUGGUGUUAAGUCACAUCGAUACUGUAAAAAUCAAUUAACAACUUUCAAGCUUUACGAUUGGAGCGGAGAUCAUGCACGGGUAGAAACAUCAACCUUUUGUUGUCUGGAUGGGUAUAUUUCUGACAUCAUUGUCAUAAAAUAUCAUUAGUUUCCUGGCGGGAUUCGAACUUAAGAAAUUAGGUCACCUGAAUCAGGUCUGAAUCCACUUCCAAGAGGUAUGCAGUACUGGCCUGAAUGUUAUAAAAAACUUUUUUUGUGAGUUCUGUCACAAAUAUCAAGAUUUUCAUUGGUCAGUGUACAUUCUGUGACAGUUUCUGACCAAUCAAAUACAUGAGGUCUAAGCUUAGGGAUUUUCUUUAAAACCUUUGACCUCGAUAUAUUAACAGGAAAUACAGCCAUGGUACAAGUAGGGCUCAGACCUACGACCCCGGGUUAAGCUUAUAAACUUUUUCCAAAGCAGAUUAUUUAUUAUCCUUCAAAAGUUGCCAUUAUACAAUAGAAAAUGUUGACAUCAUUAUUCACAAAGGGUCUUUUGAAAGACCCUGAUUAACAGAAAUGUCUGAAAGAAUUUUUUUUCUUCAAAAUCAGAGCAACAUUAUGCUCAUUUUUUUCAUGGUCAAGUUGGCCUGAAUUGAUUAUAUACCGGUAUUUCAAAAGAUAAACUAUUAAUUAUAUUGGUGAUUGACCAACAGUUAAUAAAUAGAACGACUUUUACGUUACAGAUAAUUUCAGAUAGACAUUUACAGCAAAUUACUUAAGCCACGCGAGUUAUUUAUCGUUCAUGUGGAGCAAAUUAUGAAAUUGAAAGGAAUUAUGACAAAAUGUAAACUUAUUUCGACUUUUACUUAUUCAUUAACUAUAUACAUAUACCCUUGGAAGGCAUAAUGUCAUUUUAAAUUUACUAUAUACUGUUUAUAGCAUGUUACUCCUGUUCAAGUUAUAAUUCUAUUAUUGUAUUGUAAGAAAAAACAGCAUGAACUUUAUUUCACCAUAGAUUAUGUGAUAACU
Ruditapes philippinarum (Manila clam) is the source of this 3170-nucleotide messenger RNA. Its product is annotated as GDP-D-glycero-alpha-D-manno-heptose dehydrogenase-like. Bases 156 to 1088 code for a protein of 310 amino acids. The record is from RefSeq and is a predicted model, not a curated record. The transcript is spliced from 2 exons. NCBI's taxonomy places the organism in Eukaryota, Metazoa, Mollusca, Bivalvia, Venerida, Veneridae.